Molecule: messenger RNA, 2028 nt
Organism: Odobenus rosmarus divergens (Pacific walrus)
Lineage: Eukaryota; Metazoa; Chordata; Mammalia; Carnivora; Odobenidae
Gene: TBKBP1
Product: TBK1 binding protein 1
Exons: 11
Coding region: 56-1849 (597 amino acids)
Biological process (GO): canonical NF-kappaB signal transduction
Cellular component (GO): cytoplasm
Source: RefSeq, a predicted model, not a curated record
AGCAGGAACCGGCAGCAGCUGAGGCCCAGUGGGGGCCGAGGCCCGGGCCCUUGCCAUGGAGUCCAUGUUUGAAGAUGACAUCAGCAUCCUGACCCAGGAGGCACUGGGGCCCAGUGAGGUGUGGCUGGAUGCCCCAGGAGACCCCUUGCUGGGGGGGGACAUGUGCUCCGCCUCCCACUUUGCCCUCAUCACAGCCUAUGGGGACAUCAAAGAGCGCCUGGGAGGUCUGGAGAGGGAGAAUGCCACCCUCCGCCGCCGUCUCAAAGUCUAUGAGAUCAAGUACCCACUGAUCAAUGACUUUGGAGAGGAGCACGGCUUCUCUCUGUAUGAAAUCAAGGAUGGCUCCCUGCUGGAGAUGGAGAAGGUCAGCCUACAGCAACAGCUUAACCAGUUCCAGCAUGAGUUGCAGAAGAAUAAGGAGCAGGAAGAACAGCUUGGGGAGAUGAUCCAGGCUUAUGAGAAACUUUGCGUGGAGAAGAGCGACCUGGAGACAGAGCUGGGGGAGAUGCGGGCCCUGGUGGAGACCCACCUGCGGCAGAUCUGUGGCCUGGAACAGCAACUGCAGCAGCAGCAAGGCCUCCAGGACGCCGCCUUCUCCAGCCCCAGCCCCCCGCCCACUCCUGCCCCACCGUGUGCUGAUCUGGACCUGCACUACUUGGCACUGAGAGGGGGAUCUGGCCUGAGUCACGCAGGCUGGCCGGGCCCCACAGCCAGUGUGAGUGAGCUGGAGCGGCGGCGGUUGGAAGAGGCUCUGGAGGCUGCCCAGGGCGAGGCUCGGGGGGCUCAGCUUCGGGAGGAGCAGCUCCAGGCUGAGUGUGAGCGGCUACAGGGGGAGCUGAAGCAGCUGCAGGAGAGCCGGGCCCAGGAUCUUGCCUCCAACCAAUCAGAGCGGGACAUGGCAUGGGUGAAAAGAGUCGGGGAUGAUCAGGUGAACUUGGCGCUGGCUUACACGGAGCUGACAGAGGAGCUGGGCCGGCUGCGGGAGUUGAGUUCCCUGCAGGGGAGGAUCCUGAGGACUCUGCUGCAGGAGCAGGCCCGGAGUGGCGGCCAGAGGCACUCCCCGCUGUCGCAGCGCCACUCCCCGGCCCCCCAGUGCCCCUCACCAUCCCCGCCUACCCGAGCGGCGCCCCCGUGCCCCCCGUGCCAGUCCCCCGCCCCCCAGCGCCGCUCUCCCGGGCCCCCGUGCCCCUCGCCCCAGCAGCGCCGCUCGCCGGCCUCGCCCUCCUGCCCGUCGCGCCGCUCCCCGGGGCCCCCCGCCUGCCCGGCCCCGCAGCCCCGGCCCCCGCCGCCCCCGCCCCCGGGCGAGAGGACGCCGGCCGAGCGCGCCUACGCCAAGCCGCCCAGCCACCACGUGAAGGCCGGCUUUCAGGGCCGCCGCAGCUACUCGGAGAUGGCGGAGGGCGCGGGCUACGCGGGCGCCUCCCCGGCCUGGCUGCAGGCCGAGGCGGCUACGCUGCCGAAGCCUCGGGCCUACGGGGCGAGCGACCUCUACGGGCCCGGCCGGCCGCUCAGCCCGCGGCGCGCCUUCGAGGGCAUCCGGCUGCGCUUCGAGAAGCAGCCGUCGGAGGAGGAGGAGUGGGCCCUGCCCACCAGCCCGCCCAGCCCCGAGGCGGGCACCAUCCGCUGCGCCUCGUUCUGCGCGGGCUUCCCCAUCCCCGAGUCGCCCGCCGCCGCCGCCUAUGCCCACGCCGAGCACGCGCAGUCCUGGCCGUCUAUCAACCUGCUGAUGGAGACAGUGGGCUCAGAUAUCCGCAGCUGCCCCCUCUGCCAGCUCGGUUUCCCUGUUGGGUACCCAGAUGAUGCCCUCAUCAAACACAUUGACUCCCACCUGGAGAACAGCAAGAUCUAGGGUGCCUCCCCCACCCACUGGCUGUUUGUCCAUCUUCUCUCAUCACCCCCAAACACUCACUCACUUUGAAUGCUGCAUGAAUCUCGUGGGGGGCCGUGCCCCUUGCGACCCCCAGAUACCUCCACUAGCUACCGAGUCAACGCGUGUGCCGUCUUCCCUGGUCUAGGCACCACUCAGCC